Molecule: messenger RNA, 1336 nt
Organism: Brachypodium distachyon (stiff brome)
Lineage: Eukaryota; Viridiplantae; Streptophyta; Magnoliopsida; Poales; Poaceae
Exons: 5
Coding region: 90-968 (292 amino acids)
Cellular component (GO): chloroplast
Source: RefSeq, a predicted model, not a curated record
UCGCGCGACCGGUCGUCGUCGUCCGAGGCUUCUUUACGGAACACCAGAAAAUAUCCAGGAGAAAGGAAGAACUCAAGACAGCCUCAGCCAUGGCCACGAGCACCGCCCUCCUCCUCCCGCUGCGGCUCGCGCCACUGCUCCCUCCCCCUAGGUUCUCCUCGACGCCCCGGAAGCUUCUUCUCCUCGCGCCCCUCGGCCGCAGCGGCGGGACGCGGCGGCUCAGGGCGGCCGGCGACCGCGCGGGGCCUCUCUCCGCGGACCAGACCGCCGUCUACAACGGCGUCUACGGCCCCUGGUCCGUCGACGACGCUGACAUCCGCGAGGUCCUGCUCUACAGGUCGGGGCUGGUGACGGCGGCGGCGACCUUCCUGGUGGCCGCCUCGGGGGCGUUCCUCCCGGGAGGGAACGCCGCGGGCGACGCCAUCAGGCAGAGCGCCGACCUCCUCUACGCCGCGGGGGCCGCCGGGCUGGGGCUGUCGCUGUUGCUGAUCCACAUAUACGUCACCCCGAUCAAGCGGUUCCUGCAGGCGCUGUGGGCCGCCGGCGUGGUCGGGUCCGUCGGGACCUACGCCGUCGCCGCGCGGCCGCUCGACGAGGGCUUGGUCCAGUUCGUGCUGGACCACCCCGCCGCGCUCUGGUUCGUCGGGCCCACCUUCGCGGCGCUCACUGGCCUCGUCUUCAAAGAAGGUCUGUGCUACGGGAAACUGGAAGCUGGGAUAUUAACAUUUGUUAUCCCUAUCCUUCUUCUUGGACACCUGUCUGGUUUAAUGGAUGAUGGGGCAAAACUGGGCCUUUUAGGAGUGUGGAUGGCACUAUUCACCGUGUUUGCCGCGAGGAAAUUUCAGCAGCCCAUCAAGGAUGACAUUGGUGACAAAUCUGUUUUCAUGUUCAACGCCCUCCCUGAAGACGAAAAGAAAUCUUUGUUGCAGAAGCUCGAGGCACAACCAAUGGAGCAGACUUCGGAUUAGGAGGUAUACUGGGCACGAUGAUGAUACCUUGUCGAUGGACGUCGGUAACAACACCCUUCCAAAAAGAGGAACGAAUACUUCGCUACUGAAGCUCAAGGAGGGAUGAACAGAACAGAGGCUUGAAUAGCGGCAGUAGGCACAGCAAUAUGGCACGAUAGCCAGUCACCAAUAGCUUGUACCUAUCAUGUAUUUCCUGGCCGAGUCUUACAAUUUCGUUCUGUUCGUGACAAUAAAGGACAGACAUCGGCGAAAAGUCUGUUUUCAUGUUCAACGCCUUCCUUGAAAAGGAAAUGAAAGCUUUAUUACAGAAGCUUGAGGCGCCACUGAGCAGACAUUGGAAAUUGGAAUAGCAGGUAACAGUGACAAUA